Messenger RNA from Lingula anatina, 3718 nucleotides. RefSeq names its product guanine nucleotide exchange factor DBS. Lineage: Eukaryota; Metazoa; Brachiopoda; Lingulata; Lingulida; Lingulidae. Gene Ontology annotation, cellular component: cytoplasm. Gene Ontology annotation, biological process: intracellular signal transduction. Gene Ontology annotation, molecular function: guanyl-nucleotide exchange factor activity; protein binding. The record is from RefSeq and is a predicted model, not a curated record.
AUGCAUAGCAUGAAAAAUUCGGACAACUACCCACCUUGUAAUAACAACAGCCUUCUGGUCACUCCCAGCAGUACGUCGUCUGCUGACCACUCCCCUACCUCAGAUGGUCAGUCUCCGGACUACGAGCAGUACACGGAUGAUGAGGACUGGUCAUCUAAUGAGUUCACCGACACUGAUGAGGAGACGUCUGAGGCCACCACACCCUCUGCUGUGGUGGAGUUACCAGUCUAUGUCGCCCUAGGAGAUUACCAAGGCGCGGACAACACAGAGCUCUCUUUACAUGAAGGAGAGGAGGUUACCGUGGUUACAAUUGGUGACAGCGGUUGGUGGUUUGUGAAGUCGAUUGAGACUGAAUGUCAGGGCUGGACGCCUUCUACAUACCUAGAACCAAUCAGCCGAAGAAGCUCGCGUUCUGCAAUUUCUAUGACGAGUUUAGAAUCUGGCCUGGGAAGCAACGGCAUCCACCACGCAGUGAGCAAAAACAGUAUAGGUAGCAGCACCAGUGGCGGCUGUGGCACCAGCAUGGAAGGUGGUGGGGCUGGAGGAAGGGUCAAAAGUCACCAGAACCUUUUGGACCAAUUAGAGGACACAGUGGUGUGAGGUGGCCAGUCUGGCCAGUGGUCAUUCUGACAUAGUGAGCAGUGAGGAUAUAUGACCAGUGAUAUGUCCAGUACUAACCAGUAACCACAAGUUUGAAUGCUUUAAGAACAGCAGGGGCAUAUUGAGGCUGCCCUCUGGGUCUUCUGGAAGACAGAUUUCUGUCGGAAGGUGGUAAAAAAAGGCGGAUGGAUGAACAAUGAUAAUUUGGAAGACUGUCAGAAAUGAUCUCUGGAUCCGCCCCAGAACAGGGACAGUAUGUUGGUCAUAAUCCAUUUGAAAUAUUCAAAAACCAUGCUGUGACAUUUUUGUGCCCCAUCAUCAAAAGAAAAGAGGGAGAAAAAAGCUUUAUCUAUUUAAAGUACUGGUAGAUGCAAAAUUUAGUGUACAAACAAAAGGAAGCAUGCAAACACUCACUGUAUGUGGCUUAUGUAUCCAAAUCAAAGUGAUCCUAAAAACAAGUGCUCACAUGAUUAUGAUGUCAUUGAUGGAGAAAAACCCUGUGUGAUGUCACCAUGUGAUGUCGCGGCUAAACCCAUGUGAUGUCACAGCUGUACCCUGUGAUGUCACAAUUAUACCCUAUGUCAGAAUAUUUAAGAGCACAUUUUCAGUUACUAUCAUAGUUUUGAUAUGUGUCCUAAAGAUUUUUUAUCUUGGAUAUGUAUACAUGCACUUCUAUGGUGCAGCAAUGUCUUGUUUUAUUUCUGUUAUUAUUUUUUUCUACACAGUCAUGACGUAUGAUUAUUGCCAUGCAAUUAUGAUGUAAUGAAUGCAACAUCCACUGUUGGGUCUGUAUUCAGUUGAAAAAGUUUGAGGGCUUCUUAUGAUAUAAACGUGUGUAUGCAGUAUAUAUGACACAAUAUGUAUUCAGGUAAUCAUGUUCACUUUACUUGUUCUCAUGAUAUACAUGGUAUCUAAUUGAUAUAAUGUGGUAAUAUUGAUGAUGUCAUAAUUGUGGUAGCCAUGGUACCAUCCAAAAGUGCACAACAUGUGGUGACAUCAUCGCUUUUUGUGCCUUGAUGUUGUCAAGAAUUUCAACCAGCAUGUGUAUCGUUUUUGGAUUUUUAUAGGAAACCAAGAGUAAGAUCAAUACUUCAAGUCAUGGUGUAAGAAGAAUUGUGAGCUUUGCUUUGGGUGCAAGCACAUUCCAGCUUUAAAUAUUUUCAAACAGUAAAAAUAUUUGCUUCAUUGAAUUUUGCUUAUAUGUGCAUGUUAUAUGUAAUAAAUGUUUACAGAAUUUUAGAAAUACCAUUCCAGUGUAGUCUACUGAAAAGAAAGUGAUUCCACUUUAUGUAAACAGUAUAUUUUCUUUUAAAGAUUUCUGUCACAGCCAACAGCUUAUGAUAAGCACAUUUAUAUGUACAGAUACUAGUACAGAAAGGAGUUAUUUGAUGAUACUUUUUCCAAAUUAUAAAGUUAAGUCUAUGAGAAUGGCCAUUUCAAAUUUUAUGAAAAUUUUGACAUAUCUGUGAUUUGCAAUACAUUAACUACAUGUGCUCUUACUGUAGUUAAUUUAUUUUAUCUGAAGUCAAAAAGGUAGAGAAAUUGACACACUUAAAAGUAAUUUUGAAUGAUUCCUAGAUGGAUUGAAACAUGAAAAGUAGAAAACGUAGAUAUUCCCAAACUUCAGAGUAUUGAGAAAUACAUUCCCAGUCUGAUCGUUAUGUGGUGAGAAUAAUAUAUAUGUACUGGUAGAAGUGCUGUUGUGAAAGCUUUUCAACAGAGAUGAUAAUAUUAAAUUAUUAUAGAUAUGAUAGGUCUUUAUUUGAAAUGUGAUAUAUACCUGUAUUUUCUGAGAGUUGAAAUGUUUUGAUCAGAUCUCAAGGGGGAAAUACAUUCCUACAUGAUGUGAUCCCAAAUGUACAGGUGUUACCUUUGUCAUAACUAAUAUAAAUGUUCAUAAUACGGUAAUUACUGACACAUUUUGAACCCCCUAUAUUGUCAAGAUGUAUUACUUUUAGGAACUGAGUCUAAGAAGGUUGUGUUUAAGAUGGUUCUGUAAUGAUACCCUUCAGGAUAAAAUGAUUGGCAAUGUGAAAUAUUGGGUCUUAAAUAAUUAAAGCCAAGCAGAAUAUGGUAAUUACUGAAAAAAUUGAGAAGUAAUUUGUACCCAUUAUCAUGUUAAACAGAAAUAGUGCAGAUGUGCGUUUUAUGAGGGCAACUGAAAUAUUUGCACUUGUCAAUGUGCUUUUCACAUAUCGUCAGUCUUUAGGGAUACAUGUGCAAUUCUGUAUACAAGUCAUAAACAGCUGAAUGUAUGUUAUUUAUGUCCAUUAUACUUUAAUUUGUUAAGUUGUAAAGCUUGCUUUUCAGUGGAUUUCAGUAAAUGAAAAAGUGAAAGUGAAAUAUGUACAUGUAUGUAUAUUAUGUAAUGCAUAUGCACUGCACUUGCUUGUAAAUAUUAAAGUAUAAUUUGUGGUAUUUAUUAACAACACUGCCGUUUUGUAAAUAGACUGUGUAUUUUUCUCUCUUUUGUUCGGCAGAUACAGCUGUUAAAAACAAUCGGGAAUUUGAGAUCAGAUUGAUUAUUUUUAUUUUUUGCUUGAGUUUUGGCUUUCCUUGCAUUUUAUUUUGACAGUGAUAAUGUUUAAUAUGUUGAUAUUUUGAUCCUUGUUAGAUAUGGACUCGUACUGGUACAUGUACAUGUAUUAACGACAAGUAAGAGUAAAUCGAUCAUUUCUGGGACAUGUUAUGUGUGCAUGUAUGUGCUUGAAGCUUCAUAAGUAUUUUCAUUCAUAUACCAAUAAGUGCUUCUUAUAUAAUUACUAGUACUCUGAAAACGUGUAUUACGCUAGAACUGUGGUAUUCUUUUCAUUUUGUAAAUUGAAUCAUUACACUUUUUUUGCAAAAUCCUUAAAUUUGCGAAGGGAUUGGAAUACUUUUGUGUUUCAAUCCCAUUAGUGCUUCUCAGAGGCUUCAAUCUUAGAUGCCAAGCCGUUUCGUGUUUCGGCAUGGGAUCGCCAGAAAAUUCAAAAUAAAUAUAACAAGCUGGUCUGGUCAUUAGAAUUACUUAUUUUCUUUUGGUGCCAUGUUAUGUAUAGGUGCAUGCAAUAUACGUCUUUGUACACUUGUAUAUUGACAUUUGUAUUGAUGUCGUCCAUAGUGUGAAACGUGGAGGGAA